Molecule: messenger RNA, 513 nt
Organism: Oppiella nova
Lineage: Eukaryota; Metazoa; Arthropoda; Arachnida; Sarcoptiformes; Oppiidae
Source: the annotation of a GenBank genome assembly
AUGAGACUGCCGUUAUACCCCGGGUUCUCCAGAGCCGGUGCUAAUGUUGUGGUCACCGGUAGACGAGCCGAUAAAGUGUCAGAAGUGGCCAAAGAGUGUCUCAAAGUAUCACCGAAACAGUCGAAAGCACUGGAAGUGGUGGCGGAUGUGACUAAACCGGAAGACUUGCGACGACUUGUGGACACAACUGUCAAACACUUCGGAAAACUCGAUGUUUUGGUGAACAACGCCGGCGCUGGUGUUGGCGCUAAAUUUGAAGACAAAGAUUUUUACGACAAAUUUCAAAAAUCUAUGCAAAUAAAUCUCAAUUCUGUGGUCUAUUUAACGCAUAUAUGUGUCGAGCAUUUGGAGAAAACAAAGGGAAAUAUUGUCAACAUUUCAAGUGUCGCCGGGAAGAGAGCUAUGCCUGGUUUCAGUCCCUAUAGUGUGGCGAAGUGUGCUCUGAAUAUGUUCACCAAAUGUAUGGCCGCGGAGUUGGGAUCCAAACGUAUCCGCGUUAAUGUCAUCAAGUAA